AUGACAAAUAGCCAGUUUUUACCUGGAAUGCAGUACCCUCAACAAUAUGAGCUAGUGAACAGUUGCAGACCUAAAUGUCAACAGAACUGCCAAACUGCUUGCCAGUUCAGAAACUAUUCGCCAUUCCAGUGCCAAGCAGCUUGUCAGCAGACUUGUGCCCAAACAUGUGGAUUUCAAGACCAACGACAGAUACAGCAACAGCAGGUGCAACAGCAGCAACUAGAGCAGUUCCAAUCAAAGCAGCAAGGCAGAGCUCCUUUUGAAGAAAACCAAGUAAAUGGAAACCUGAGAACAGGUGAACCAAUGAGAUGCAUCCCGGUCUGUAUGCCUCUUUGUUUAAAAGAAUGUACGGAAGAUACUGAAUCAAAGCCGUAUCAGAAUAAUGUGCCACAGCAACCGAAUAAGAUACCAGCUCAACAACAACAGAACACUAUGCUACCAGAUCAACAGCAACCUACAGUUAAAGUUGAACUCUUGCCUUUGACAGGACAGACGACGUCUUGCAUGGAUACUUGUAACGGGAUCUGUAUUGAAGUAUGCGUACAAGCAGGUCAAUCUCUAUCUUCGUGUCAGUCAAGCUGUCAAGCAGAAUGCUUACAAAACUGCGGUGGUGCCCAACAAAAUCUUGUUCAAGAAGGACAGAUUAACAAUCAAGCGCAGCAAGUACAAAUUCCAUCUCAGUCGACCGGUAAGCAGGGUGCCUCGGUUCCAAACAAUCAACAAAGAGGUACCACAGGACAAACGAUGUCACAAGAGUUCCCAUCAACUUCACUUUUAUCCUCAUUAUCAGGAUCACCACUACCAUCUCAAGAAUUGCAUUAUAACAACACUGAGACAGAUCAAAAUUUAAGCGGUAGCUCGCUGUCAGAAGCACAACAACCUCAACCACAAAUUUCUGUUACUGAGACUUCCGAAGAAGGAGUCAAGAUAAAAACAAUCUGCAUCUCAAUUUGCCAACCUGAUUGCCACGAAACUUGCAUUCAGGGGCAACAGGCUGGAGUCGCGCUAACUGGAGAAACAAAUCAAUCUGAAGCGCAACCACCUCUGGAUAUUCAUAUAAAUGUAUAUCCCGAAUAUCAACAACAACAGCAAGUCCAAGAAGUUCAAAUUCAACCACAACAGCAAAUAAACCAAGCGAUUCAAAUCCAGCCACAACAACAACUAAGCCAGUCAGGUCAAAUGCAGCAACAAGUAAUAACUGAAGGGCAGAUUCAGCCUAAUCAAGGACUACAGCAAUUAGUACAGCAAUCUGCGAGCCAACCUCAACAGCAAACUUAUGAAAUACUACAGAGACCCGGACAAACGGAGAACGGCUAUUCUGGGAAUGUGGUGGAAUCACAAUGUCAGAACAAUUGUAUUACUACAUGCCAGCAGUCUUGUGCUCUGAACCAAACCCCGCAAUCUGCUUGCGCAUCAAUGUGCCAAGCAGAGUGUCAGCGAGCUUGCGCGGAACCAGUCACUAUUUCACCUUCACCAUCUCAGUACCCAAGUAAUAUACCAACCGCAAGUGGUACUCCCUCCACGAGUCAGCUGCAAACACAAGGGGGGCAACCGCUUAUAUGCGUCACAGUUUGUAUGCCCUUAUGUUCAGCAGAAUGUGUUCAGCAGCAGCUACAACAGCAACAACAGAAUCAGCAAGUGGUAUCUCAGGGCCAACAAGUGGCUCAAAACGUUGAUCAAUCAGCGGCUCAAAUGGCUCAACUAACGCCUGUACAGCCAUCGACGGGAACAAGCUACAUUCCAGCUAAUGCUGAAUGCUUAGCUUCCUGCACUAAUGCUUGUCAGGUGCAGUGUGAGGCUCAGAACCAACCGGCCUCUGUCUGUCAGCCAGCUUGCCAACAGCAAUGCAUGAAGGUUUGUAGGAAAAAGGCACGUCGUCCAAAAAAGAAGAACCCAGAUAAGGCAGUUGUGGCGGAGACAAAAACUUCAAGCUAG
Enterobius vermicularis (human pinworm) is the source of this 1935-nucleotide messenger RNA. The record is from the annotation of a GenBank genome assembly. NCBI's taxonomy places the organism in Eukaryota, Metazoa, Nematoda, Chromadorea, Rhabditida, Oxyuridae.